Messenger RNA from Anopheles coluzzii, 5203 nucleotides. RefSeq lists its product as uncharacterized. NCBI's taxonomy places the organism in Eukaryota, Metazoa, Arthropoda, Insecta, Diptera, Culicidae. The coding region runs from base 1126 to 3888 and encodes 920 amino acids. The transcript has a single exon. The record is from RefSeq and is a predicted model, not a curated record.
AAUCCUAACCCCUCCCGGACAACCUCACUAUUGCGAUCACACUAAUCCAGUACGGAAUCUAAUCCAUUUUGGCAACAACAGCAGAAGAAAAACGCAAUUCUCUCACCAUAUGCCCGCCUCCGAUUGCAUAAACUGGCACAGCCAGGCGCCCUCAGCGGUAUGCAAAAUAGACGCAACGGAAGAAAUGCAACAACAACAGCAAAAAACAACCUCCCAACAAACAACAAAAGACAAUCAACCGAGUUGGGUACAGCAAAACAACAACACUCAACACUUGUCACCAUCACUCAUGGCAACCCGCCCGCCCCCUCCGCUCGUCCCAACCAUCUCAACACGUUCAACACAACCCAUCGGGAGGAUCGAUCCCGGGCUGGAGGAACGAAAACGAAAGUGUCCGCAGCAACACUGUUCGCUGCAUCCGCUUUCAUACGGUGCCAUGAUCGGAAGAUCGCAUGUUUGUGUGUGUGUGUGUGUGUGUGUGUGUGUUGCUUGGUGACGUUUUUCGGGUGGCGGUUUUACGUAGAUUAAAUCCGCUGGCGCGCCAGUUGUACGACAUGGGUGUAGGACAAACAAAACUAGCAAAAUGUACUACCCUGAACUCCUUUCUGAGCCCCCCGCUUGAGCGGCUUGUAACUGGUAAAUCAAGCGAGAGAAAAAUUGCCUUCCACCUCCUCUGCCAGCGUGAGGCCGAAAGAUCCAGCCCGAAACCGACCGGAUGAGACCGACGAGUGUUGCUGCUGCUGCUGCAGCGAAAGAGAGUCAACUGGAGCAGAGCGAGUUUUCCCACCCCGGGUCGGUCGGGCCGGCGCCGGCGAAGAAGGGGACACACGAAACGAAACUUCUCCGGGCGCACGCGGAGAAAAUCUAUAAAACUCGCCCGGUUUCGGCGAAAUGCAGCACACUUUUCCCGUUGGCCUUGCGAGGCGAAAGUGAAACGAUCCGUAGUGUAGUGUGGUUUGUGGCGCGUACGCGAUCGAACGUCCCGUCGUGCCCGUCGUGCAAAAGAAAAGUGUACAAGUCAUCCCCAGAGAGUGGAGAGUGUCUGAAGAGUCAUUGAAGGGCAGUGAAACGUGGUGCGCUUUUUGCAAAUUGCCGUGGAGAAAGGAUAUUAUGCAAUAAACAAGAAUGGCCUGUGAGAGUGUUUGCUGUGCGAUGUUGCUAUUGCUGGUGCUUGCGAUCGUGUCCCCGGAGGUGCAGAGUGUAGGACGUCCCCCGUUUCUGGGUCGCCGAGAGCCACCGCGUACGCUGCAGAUGAUCGGUUCGGUCAACCCGCGGAUGCUGCACAAGAUCAGUGCCGAUCUGCAGCCCGACACCUCCAAAGUCGUCCACAUCCAGGUGCCGUACUACGUGGAUCGGCCCAAGCAGCGGCCGAAAAAGUUCCAGCCCUGGGUGCUACCACCCCGCAACCAGCGGUUUGCGUCCUCCGGCGGUGGACCACCUCAUCACCAUUUCGCUCCGGUGCAGCAGCAACUUCACCAUCCAGGGCCAGUACCUCCUUUUGGAGGUCCGUUCCGGGAAUCGCCGUUCAAGGCGAAACCGAUCCUGCCGAACGAGUUUCUCGCUAACCCGGGCCCGUACGAUACACCCUUCGUGCCGGUCAUGAAACCUAGCCCCGUUAAUCCACUGCCGGUCGAGCCGGCCCCGCCGGAGAUUGCGUUCGAGCCGAUCAGCAUACUGCCGCUGGAGUCGCCCUCCUUCGACACGGUGCGCAACCACGUGCGCUAUCUGAAGCAGAAGCAGGCGGCGUUCUUCGAGGGGCAGGGUCGUGAGUUUGGGCUGGCGGGAGGUGGUUCGGUGGCACCGGAGGAGUUGGCGUACUACGGCGAGCAUGGCGGUGGGUCGUCGGUGCACAAUGGUGAUCCGGAUCGGGACAGCGAGCGGAACACACUGUCCGAGCAUGACUUUGGGCAGAACGAUCGGAAGUACGAUCGGCGGGGGAAGGCGCACGAAGUGAAAGAGGAAGAGGAGGACGGUGAGGAGGACUUUUACGACUCGGAGGGCAAGCAGUACCGGGACGAUGAUUUUGAAGAUUCGCGGGACGAGGCGGACCGAGUGGCAGCCUUUGAGCCGAAGAAGGUGUACACGCAGGUGCGACAUCGGGAGGUCGUACGACAUGUGCCACGGUCGAAAGAACCUGAAAAGGAGGAUGAAGAGGAGGAUCAGGAUGAGGAUCAAGAAGAUCAAGAUGAGCAUGAAGAUCCCAAGCAAUCAGAUGAUGAAGAUGAUGAGGAAGAGGAGGAUGAAGAUCACCAGGAACGUCACAUCGAACGACGUCCAAUCCGGGAGCGCAUUAACCUCCAGCGCAAGAACAUCGUGUACUCCGAGAAAGGGCGCCAGGCGCACAAGUUCGAUCAUGGUUCCGAGGAGUCGUUCGGUGAAUUUGAAGAGAACGAGAAGGCAAAGCCAAAGCGUCGCAACCGUAUAAAAAGAUCUCUGGACGAUCGGGAGGAGCCUGAGAUGCUCCCAGUGCAACAAGAAUCCAAUAGGACCUCACUGGUGGACGUGCUAGCGAUGAUGAUCCUCGGCAACGACACACUCCCACCGCACGCCGAAGCACUAACCGAUCCGCGCGAACUGCACGGCGAAGAAUUGAUCCGCUUUCUGGACGAAGCGAUCCAAAACACGACCCAGUACCUGCCCGACAAGCGGUCGGACGAGCGGACGGGCGUCAUCAGCAUCGUAUCGCCGCCGAGCAAUGUGGUCAAGUUCCCGUACUACACCCGCCCGGCAAGCGAGAUCGAUGUGGAUUCUGCAUUGAGGUACGCAGAAAACCUCACCAGCUUUAGCAACGGGCUUUAUGGAACUAAAACAACCGAAGGGAUUGAGUGUAACGAGGUGGAUGUGGAGCUGGAGGAAGAACCGGAACCGAUCGAAGAAGGCGCGGAAGGUUUCAAACCGAUCCGACGACUGAAGGGACUGGGCGAUAAGAUCGAUUGCCUGAAGCGGAAACACUUUGGCAGCGAGCCGCUCGAUAAUCCACUGUUUCGGGAGGAGUUUGUCGGCGUGCCGAGGAAGAUGUACGUCCCUAAAGGCACUACGCCGGCCGUACCUCAGCAGCAGCAAACGCAACCGAACCCAGCCGUCGCCGUCUACAACGAUGUCAUCCGGCACAUCAAGAAGCAUCUGGCGAGCCAGCAGCGGCGCAAAAACUCCAAAUCCGACACGGAGCAGGACACGCUAAUGAUAGCGGUGCCGCGUGUCCUCCGACUCGACCGCAACGAUGCCCAACCGGCAUCGUCCGGGGUGCAUCUGAAGCGUGAGGCACGGCUGGUGUUCCCGCAAGCGAACCCACUGCCCCUCUCGAACCACAUCAGCGUGCCGAUCUUUGACAUUAGCAAGUUUGUGCCACGGUUUAUGAUGCGCCCGAACGAGGAUCUGUACAGUGAGGAUUUGCUGCCCGCGGUUACUGUGCCAACAACGACACCGGUGCCACGGCUGAGCAGUCCCAAGGUGAGGCUGCAAACGCUGGUCCGCACGGCGGAACAGCUAGCCGAAGGUGCGGUUGAGGUGGAGGAAGGCGUGGAGAAGAUCCUGCUGACGACACAGCACACCCCGACCGGUACGGUGCGGGACGACAUUGCCGAUGCGUUUGACGACGUGCUGACAAAGCCGAACCAACCGCCGGCCCCACUGCCCCCGAUCAAGCCGUACAGUGUGGUGGAGCAGGACGCCAGUGGACCACCGGAGCCGACGUUCAACAAAUCCGGCCCACCGUAUGCAGCCCUCGCCCUGGAACCGCCGGUCGCGCAAAGCAUCCUGAAGCAGCGCAUUGCGCCACUCGAGCGCAACCGGCUCGACGUGGGCAAGGCGAAACGUUCGCCGGUGAAGAUGCGCAAACCGCGGAGGCCUACGGUGACACGCAAGAAGGUGCUCGUGUUUUACACCUGAAGUGGGUAGGGGGUAGAGAAUUGUUUGUUGUUUUUUAGUAAUUAUUGUAGUGUUAUUUAUUUGCUAUUAACGUACCUUUAGUUACGCGCAGCCAGUCACAGGAGAUCAGUUUCAGUUCCUUUAAAAAUGGCUUCGCUUUGCGGUGGCAGAUAGAUGGCGCUGCUGCCUGGGAUGGGCUGUGGUCAAAGUGUUACAAUUGACAGCCACUUUCUUCGGCAGCACGGAAAGUGACAGUCGGUCUCGUUGCAAUCGAAGUAGGUGGUAGUAAAAGUGAGCAUUGAAGGAUGGCAGCCUGCGGGGCCCAAACCCAUCGAGCGUCGGGGCGUCAUAAGAUGCAAAAGAACUCUCAGCUCUCAAGUUAACGUUAAAGAGAGCAGCACAAACAAACAAAAAAUGCGGGUUAUUAAGGAGGAGACACACACAGAAAAAAAGACCAAGCGCAGCACCGGAAGUGGGAAAAGCUGGAGAAGACAAAGACGAAGGUGCCGGUAGAGAGUUGUAAUUUUCGUUUUAAUUGCAAACGCGUGAAUGUAGGCACACACACACAAAAAAAUCAAUUGAAUUUUGGUUUGAAGAAAAAAGAAACACUAAUGCUCACAGCGAGAGAGAAAGAGCAAAAAAAACGAAGUUAAAGUGAGAAAAAACACGAAUACACGCGCGGCACACAUCGCUUCACUAAUUAAAGAGAGGCAAGAUUUCACCCGCGCCCGCUAUAAUCCUCGGCCGACCGUUUGCCCCGUUGUCGAUUAAUUGAAAGUGAACAUACACACGUGUGCGGGAGUAUUAAUAGCAUCCACCUACAUUUCCGAAUGCACUUUCCUGGGGCGUAAUCGCCGCUGUGAGCUGUGAAAGACAGGGUAGUAAACAAACCGAUCGACGCAAAGCUGACGGAAGCUGACGGAGGAAGCUCGUGCACCACAGGUGUUCCAGAAGAUGGAUGAGAAAGUGCAUCGACACGAACGGCGAACGUCUCGGGGCCCACGAAUUCCCACACAGAAAAGGGACAGAUUUAACGGUCAAUUGUGUGGAUUGCGCAACUGCGGUAGGCGUUUCGACGUGCAAGUGUCGCGUUAAUUGGGAAGUUUGUCUUGCCCGCUUGGACAACUAAUUGACUGCUUACGGUGAUGAUGGGAGCGAGUUAGCUAAAAUUACAGAGAAAGGGCCAAUGGCAUGGGAAGAAAACAGUAAAGUUAGGUCCGUACGCGUAUGACCAACAACACCAACCGACUGCUUCAAAGGACAGUGCAUUGUAAAUGCUUCGCUAAUUUUAAUAAACAAAGCCAACAUCUCUCGUUUGGUGUUUAAUGUGAAGAAA